Solea senegalensis (Senegalese sole) is the source of this 1058-nucleotide messenger RNA. RefSeq names its product Jupiter microtubule associated homolog 1b (gene jpt1b). The transcript is spliced from 5 exons. Gene Ontology annotation, cellular component: nucleus. The record is from RefSeq and is a predicted model, not a curated record. Lineage: Eukaryota; Metazoa; Chordata; Actinopteri; Pleuronectiformes; Soleidae. The coding region runs from base 144 to 662 and encodes 172 amino acids.
GUCGUUAUGUUUUUCAGUGACGGGUGGAGUCGACAUCUCGUCGCAUCUCUGCGGGAAGAGAGGAGGAAUUUCUUUUCUUUUUUUACUUUCUACUUUUUCACUGACUCUUUGUCACUGCCAAGACAUCGAAGUACUUCUUAGAGAUGACGACGACCACCACAUUUAAAGGAAUGGAACCUGGUGCUAAAAGCAGUUCCAGGGUACUACGACCGCCAGGUGGGGACUCGAGCAUCUCCUUUGGCACAGACGACGGCUCGACCCCACAGCGCAAAGACAAGAUGGCCUCUAGCAUCUUUGGAGAACCUGAGGACCCUCACGCUCAUCGGAGGAACAAUCCACCAACUGGCACAGCUGCAGGGACUCUGUGCGGGGAGCCUUCGGCCCCGUUGAGACGGUGCCAGCAGCCCCUUCUCUUCCCCAAGAACCCUCAGCCGGAACUCACCACCAUCCACAACUCUGGAGCAGCCAUGCUGUGGAACCAGAGACGAGAGGUUGAGAAUGGCCAAGAGCAAGUAAAUGAUGAGUGUACUGACAAUGUGGAGCAAGAGGAGCAGGAGCAGCAGGAGACACCAGAGCCCUCUGCCCCAUCGGGAGGUGCCAAUGUCACUGCAGGUGGCCGAAGAAACCCACCUGGUGGCAAGUCCAGCCUCAUCCUGGGUUGAGACUACUUGUUCUGUUUUUCUUUUUGUUUUUUUGUUUUUGUUUUUCAUUCAAACAUUUUUUUUGUUUUUUUUUAAAUAAAUACCCCCACGACUCUCUUCCUCCUCUUCAUGAUGUCACCUUCUUUACAUGCACUCUCGCUGUCACGUCCCUGGACCUCCGUGUCCCCUCCCUCCACCCUCAAACCUUCUGUUUUGGUCCUUUUUUCUAUUAAAAGAAGAAAAUGUUGACAAAAGCACUUUAUGUAUUCCCGCUCUCCUUCCAUUUCAGCCCAUCCUGUAGUGCAUCGCGCCUGCUGGGAAAGGCAUGACAUUUAGCUUGUGCCCCAUUGUAAAUGGUAAAGGAAAAAAAAAAGAUUUGAUGCGUGGAUUUCUAAAUACAAUAAAGAUUGAUAUGAA